Messenger RNA from Mangifera indica (mango), 1790 nucleotides. Its product is annotated as U-box domain-containing protein 9-like. Gene Ontology annotation, biological process: protein ubiquitination. NCBI's taxonomy places the organism in Eukaryota, Viridiplantae, Streptophyta, Magnoliopsida, Sapindales, Anacardiaceae. The record is from RefSeq and is a predicted model, not a curated record. The coding region runs from base 207 to 1565 and encodes 452 amino acids. The transcript has 2 exons. Gene Ontology annotation, cellular component: cytoplasm; nucleus. Gene Ontology annotation, molecular function: ubiquitin-protein transferase activity; protein binding.
AGAGCCAAAAACGGUUCACAUAAAAUAGUGGAGUCUAUAAGUAACAAGUGUAAGCCAAACCCAAUUUAUGCUUUUCUUAAGAAAAUUCUAUGGGUUACUCAACUUGUUAUGAGUUGCAAACCCAGUUUUGAAUUCUCUUCUUUGUUCAUUUUCUGGUUCAAAGUUUCAAUCUUUUUUGUCUCUUUCACUUUCAAAACUGGUCUUUUAUGGCCAACCCAAAAGUUCAGGAGGCUGAUCAUGGUAGCAGAAAGGUUUUUGAGUUGAAAAAGGAGUUACAGAGACUUGUAAAGACCAUUCUUGAUGAAGACGAUUAUGGCAUGCAAGCCACUGAUGAGGCCUUGAGAGUGUUGUCUUGUUUAAAAGAGUUGAGGUUGAAGAAAUCUCAUUCUUUUGGUGUUGAUGAUUGUUUGAAUGUCCCUGAGAUGUUUAAGUGUCCUAUCUCUGGAGAGAUUAUGGCUGACGCUGUUGUGUUGGCUAAUGGCCAGACUUUCGAUCGCCCUAGCAUUCAGAGGUGGCUAAAUGAAGGCAAUCGGACAUGUCCGCAAACCCAUCAAGUCCUCUCCCAUACUGUCCUCACUUCUAAUCGUUUGGUGCACGGAAUGAUUUCACGGUGGUGCAAGGAGCAUGGCAAUGAGCUGCCGAAAGCCAUUCAGGAUAUUGAUGAGGAUUUUGUUACUGAUGUUGACCAGAGCUAUUUAAAUUCGCUGCUUGAGAAGAUGUCCUUGUCCCUUUCAGAUCAAAAAGAAGCAGCGAAAGAGCUUCGGUUGCUAACAAAGAGGAUGCCUUCAUUUCGAGCCCUUUUCAGCGAGGCAACUGAGUCCAUUCCCCAGUUGCUAAAUCCACUUUCGCCUGGCAGAGCAAGUACUGAUCCUGAUCUUCAAGAAGAUUUGAUUACAACUGUACUAAAUCUCUCAAUUCAUGACGAUAAUAAGAGACUAGUUGCAGAGAAUCCAUUGGCCAUACCUCUGCUUAUUGAUUCCUUGAAAACUGGAACCAUUGAAACUAGAAGAAAUGCUGCUGCAGCACUAUUCACUUUAUCGGCCCUAGAUUCUAACAAGCUCAUUAUUGGGAAAUCAGGGGCUCUCAAACCUUUAAUUGAUCUUCUAGAGGAAGGGCAUCCAUUAGCCAUGAAGGAUGUUGCUUCUGCAAUAUUCAAUCUAUGCAUUCUCCUGGAGAAUAAGAGGAGGGCGGUCCAAGCAGGAGCAGUCAGAGUGAUUAUGGGAAAGAUCAUAAACUAUACACUUGUAGAUGAGUUGUUGGCUAUUCUUUCGAUGCUUUCGAGUCAUCAAACAGCCAUAGAGGAAAUGGGAGAACUAGGUGCAGUGCCUUGCUUGCUAAGCAUCAUAAGAGAGAGCACUUGUGAACGCAACAAAGAAAAUUGUGUUGCUAUUCUGUAUAAUAUCUGCUUUAACGAUCGCAGUAAAUUGAGGGAGAUCGGGGCAGACGAAAAUGCCAAUCAUACACUUUCUAGACUUGCGCUAGACGGGACUUCAAGGGCUAAGAGGAAAGCCAGUGCCAUCCUUGAGAGGUUGAAUAAAGCUGCUUUAGUUUCAAAUACAGCUUGAUGAUACAAACCCCCAAAUUCAGGAAGAAUCCCAAGUUCUCAUUGUGUAAAUACUCUUCCUUUUUCCCCCAAUAUACACAUUGAAUUGAGCUGAAUUCUGUAAAAAGUUUAACAUAUUUACACAGAGUUCCAAUGCUCAGGCAAGUUUUUGUCAAACUCAUGCUCAUUAGAUUUUGAAUCUUCUUUUGGUUUUUUAAAAGUCUUGAAAUGAGCUAAUCUUCCUACC